CGGGGCCUGGGCCUGUCCGUGGGCAGCAUGAUCUGUGGCUGGGACAAGAAGGGCCCAGGGCUCUACUACGUGAAUGAAGAUGGGACUCGGCUCUCAGGCAUGUUCUCCACCAGCAGCGGGAACGCUUAUGCCUACGGGGUCCUGGACAGUGGCUCCCGGGCCGACCUCAGUCCUGAAGAAGCCUAUGACCUUGGCCGCAGGGCUGUUGUUUAUGCCGCUCACAGAGACAGCUAUUCUGGAGGCGAUGUCAACAUGUACCACAUGAAGGAGGACGGCUGGGUGAAAGUGGAAAGUACAGAUGUCAGCAACCUGCUGUACCAGUACCGGGAGGCCAAUCAGUAACAGGGCGGGGCUGUGCAGGCCUCUUCUGGUGGGAGAGCCACCAGUCAGGGACCGGCCGCUGGAAGUCUCAGCACGGAACAGAAUGGCGCAGGUGAUGGGCCGCGUUCACCCAUGUCUGUGCUCUCCUUUCAAUGAGCAGCUCACCUGUGGGCCUUCAGGCGCCCCAUAGACACAAUAAAGGAAAACGGUUAAAAGGAGCCUGCUGUGGCUAAGUGGGCUAAGUGGGGGCUGUGAGUUUUCUCGGGGGAGGGAAGCACAGGAAAUGAAGAGCGGCUUUCUCUGAGAAGUAACUCAGAUUCCUUUGUAAGAAAUGGAAGCUCUACCCCAGUCCCAGGCCUGUAAUCCUG
Fukomys damarensis (Damara mole-rat) is the source of this 689-nucleotide messenger RNA. RefSeq names its product proteasome subunit beta type-8. Gene Ontology annotation, cellular component: proteasome core complex. Gene Ontology annotation, molecular function: threonine-type endopeptidase activity. The record is from RefSeq and is a predicted model, not a curated record. Lineage: Eukaryota; Metazoa; Chordata; Mammalia; Rodentia; Bathyergidae.